Messenger RNA from Mus pahari (shrew mouse), 1957 nucleotides. RefSeq names its product CD300a molecule (gene Cd300a). Gene Ontology annotation, molecular function: transmembrane signaling receptor activity. Gene Ontology annotation, cellular component: plasma membrane. The record is from RefSeq and is a predicted model, not a curated record. The coding region runs from base 328 to 1293 and encodes 321 amino acids. The transcript is spliced from 7 exons. Lineage: Eukaryota; Metazoa; Chordata; Mammalia; Rodentia; Muridae.
GAGAAGCGGCCCGGUGCCAGUCAGAAUGAAGCCUAGUCCUGCCCCCUGAGCCAGACGCAAGCGGGGGUCAUCAGGCUGUCCUGGCAGCCUGGCAGUCAUGAGUUCCGUGCCUCACCAGGGCUUCCUCAGCUCUCCUCUGCUCCUUCCGAUUCUUUUAGUUUCCCCGUAGCUCCAGGAACAGAACUGAGAAAAGUCAGAAGCAAAACAGCUAGACACAAAGAAAAGCAGAAGUGGGCGUCUCAGAGACUGGCCGUCCCCCAGCGGGACUGAACCGUGGAGCGUCCAGCCGUGGCCUGCCUGCCGGUGGGUGACCCAUGUGUGGGAGAAAUGACCCAAUGGGCCUCAGCUGUGUGGCUGCCCACACUGUUGCUGCUGCUUUUCUGGCUUCCAGGCUGUGCCCCUGUGAGUGGCCCCCCCAGUGUCACAGGCACUGUGGGGGAAUCGCUGAGUGUGUCCUGUCAGUAUGAGGAGAAAUUCAAGACUAUGGACAAAUACUGGUGCAGAGUGUCACUUAAGAUCCUGUGUAAAGAUAGUGUCAAGACCAGCGGCUCAGAAGAAGCUAGGAAUGGCCGAGUUACCAUCAGGGACCAUCCAGACAACCUCACCUUCACAGUGACCUUUGAGAGCCUCACCCUGGAGGAUGCAAACACCUACAUAUGUGCAGUGGAUAUACCAUUUUUAGAUGACACCUUGAAGAUUGAUAGCUUCUUGGGUAUCGAUAAGUCCUUCAAGGUUGAGUUGAUCGUGGUCCCAAGUGAUGGCCCAGUUUCAUCUCCAGGACCAACACUAGAGACACCUGUGGUGUCCACCAGCCUGCCUACCAAGGGUCCCACCGAAGGAUCCAUCACAGAGGGCCGCCAUGAGCAUCAAGAUCCCCAGGGCUUGAGGCUCCCAGUGCUGCUGUCUGUGUUAGUUCUCCUGCUGUUUCUGCUGGUGGGGACCUCUCUGCUGGCCUGGAGGAUGUUCCAGAAGCGGCUGGUCAAAGCUGGUACGCAUCCAGAGCUGUCCCAGAACCUCAGACAGGUUGCUGAGCAGAAUGAGUGCCAGUAUGUGAAUUUGCAGCUGCACACGUGGUCCCUAAGGGAAGAGCCGGUGCUACCAAGUCAGGUAGAGGUGGAAUUUAGCACAUUGGCGUUACCCCAGGAAGAGCUUCACUAUUCAUCCGUGGCAUUCAACUCCCCGAGGCUGGAUUCUCACACCAAUGGGGAUUCUCUUCAUCAACCUCAGGACCAGAAAGCAGAGUACAGUGAGAUCCGGAAGCCCAGAAAGGGUCUCUCUGACCCUCACCCGUGACUCCUUGUCCCCUGAUCCUCUCAAUGGUGACCACCAAGGUUCCCAAGCUCCCUGCCGGCUGCUGCCCUCAAUGUCACGAGCCUCGCUGGCUUCACUAAAGAUGAGCAGGAGGCAGGGCUCUGUGGGCACAGAGUCUCAUCCCGCUGGCUCUCUCCUCUUAGCCUGUAUUUUGUUCUGCCUCUGGGUGUGGAAAACAUAGAUGCUGCUCCUUUGGGGCUCUGGGAAGUGACAUGGUUUGUAAAGAACGGUACUUGUGAUAGUUAGCUUUGUAGUGUCAUCCAGGAAGAACAUCUGUGGUCACUGGGAAAGUGGAGGACCCAUGAGACCACAAAGGAAGGGGAGCCAUGGGGGUACUAAACACCAGCUCCUUCAUCUCACAGAGAGAAACCUAAGCUCUGAGGACAGGAGCCUGGCCCAUGGCACCAAGGUCAGGUGCAAAAUCCUCUGGACUCAUUUUUAUUUUUAUUUUUUGGUUUUUCAAGACAGGGUCUCUCUGUGUAGCUUUGGCUGUCCUGGAACUCACUCUGUAAACAAGAAUGGCCUCAAACUCACAAAGAUCUGCCUGCCUCUGCCUCUCAAGUGUUGGGACUAAAGGUGUGUGCCACAAUGCCCGGCUUCUCUGGAUUCUUAAGUAAAAGAUGAAAUAAAGUUUAUAAUAUCUUUU